Echinops telfairi (small Madagascar hedgehog) is the source of this 3546-nucleotide messenger RNA. It is a transcript of the gene ARL13B, whose product is annotated as ADP ribosylation factor like GTPase 13B. Gene Ontology annotation, molecular function: GTP binding; GTPase activity. The record is from RefSeq and is a predicted model, not a curated record. Bases 269 to 1552 code for a protein of 427 amino acids. Gene Ontology annotation, cellular component: non-motile cilium; ciliary membrane; motile cilium. Lineage: Eukaryota; Metazoa; Chordata; Mammalia; Afrosoricida; Tenrecidae. The transcript is spliced from 10 exons. Gene Ontology annotation, biological process: non-motile cilium assembly; receptor localization to non-motile cilium.
CCUAGGUCCUCUGCGCUUUGGGCUCUGCAUCCCCCGGGGAGGAGCGUAGUCCUUGUCCUCUCAGACGCACGCAAUGAUCAGGGCUUGGUGACUGGACGAGUAGCCUUCGCCGGUUUCUCAGCCUCCCUGUGCUUAUCCGCCAAAGAGGCUCAUCGGAACGCCGGCGCCCCACGGGACUUGGCCUGGAGCAGCCAGGAGCCCAUCCCCGCUCCCUGGGGCCCGGCCCUGCUCCGGCGCGGAUGGGAGGCGGCGGGAGGAGCUGCAGGGGAUGUUCAGUCUGAUGGCCAAUUGCUGCAGCUGGCUCAAGCGGUGGCGGGAACCCGUCAGAAAGGUGACCCUUGUGAUGGUGGGACUUGAUAAUGCUGGUAAAACUGCAACAGCCAAAGGGAUUCAAGGAGAGCAUCCUGAUGAUGUAGCUCCUACUGUUGGAUUUUCCAAAAUUGACCUUAGACAAGGAAAGUUUGAAGUCACCAUCUUUGACUUGGGAGGUGGAAAGAGAAUUCGAGGAAUCUGGAAGAAUUACUAUGCUGAAUCCUAUGGAGUAAUCUUUGUUGUGGAUUCCAGUGAUGAAGAGAGAAUGGAAGAGACAAAAGAGACAAUGUCAGAAGUCCUAAGACAUCCUAGAAUAUCGGGAAAGCCUGUCUUGGUGUUGGCAAAUAAGCAAGAUAAGGAAGGAGCUUUAGGAGAAGCUGAUGUGAUUGAGUGCCUGUCACUGGAAAAACUAGUCAACGAGCACAAGUGCCUGUGUCAGAUUGAACCUUGUUCAGCAGUGUUGGGUUAUGGGAAGAAAAUUGACAAGUCCAUUAAAAAGGGACUUUAUUGGCUACUACAUAUCAUUGCAAGGGACUUUGAUGCCUUAAAUGAACGCAUCCAAAAAGAUACAGCAGAGCAACGUGCGCUUGAGGAACAAGAAAAAAGAGAAAGAGCUGAACGAGUUCGAAAAUUACGAGAAGAAAGAGAAGAAAGAGAGAGGGAGCAGUCGGAACUCCAUGGAAGCAACGUUCAGGCAGAGUUGGACCAAGAGCCAAUUACUGUCAACCCUUUCCAGCCAAUAGCAGCUGUGAUCAUUGAGAAUGAAAAAAAGCUUGAAAAAGAGAAAAAGAGACAGAAGAUUAAGAAAGACAGCGAAGGUUGUCCCCUGAAGCAGAGCAUGGAAUGGGAGCAAAUAGAGACCCACAGCCAGAUGAGUGACAUCAGCCAUAAGAGCAAUGAGUUUGGAAUAGUAGAAAAUUACGAGGAAGCAUUAACACAGCAGUUGGAGAAUGAAGAUGAGCAGUCUUCAGAAUCAGAUAAUGGUAAAAAGAAAAUGAAAAAGCUAAGAAUAAAAAGGAGUAACCGGGUAGAACCAGUCAAUACAGAUGAUUCUGUUCCUAAGAGUGUGACUCCACCCCCACCCCCUCCUCCUGUUGGCUGGGGAACCCCCAAAGUCACUAGACUUCCAAAACUUGAGCCUCUUGGUGAAACACGUCAUAAUGAUUUCUAUGGGAAGCCACUGCCUCCUCUGGUUGUGCGGCAGAGACCCAACAGUGACGCCCAUGACGUGAUCUCGUAACCACGUUCCUGAGGAUGACUUCCUUUACACGGACACAACGAAAGGGCGGAGGUGCUUCUUUUUCUAAGAAGAAAAAUCCUCACUGUUGAAGACUCGCAAGACAACCAUAGCCAUUCCACUGGAGAGCUUCUCCGGAACACACCUCAAUGAUCCGAAAAUUACUUAUCCAUAUUCUUCAUGGUUAAAAAAAAAGAAAGUAAAGUAAACCGUGUAAAUGAUAGGCAUUUGGACCACAUUAGCACAGUAGAGAAUUGACUCUGAUUUAUACGUGCCCAUUCAUGGUUAUAUUCCUUAAGCAAAAUCUCUUCAGAAAAGAAGCCACUUUCUUUACUAUUUGUUCAAUAGUCUCUAUUUCUAUAUAUUAGAUUUUUUUGUAAGAUACAUGUGCAUGUAAGGAAACUCUUGGAAAUUUAUAUCUUAAAUUUUUUAAUUAUUUUUUUAUUUUUCUAAAAAUUUUAAUUACUAUGAUAUUGUGUACUUUUCUAUAGAUGCUUUUUUUAAAGUUAUGGCUGAAAAGUAGACGUGGUUUAUUUUAUAGCUGUUAUCUAUACAAACAGAAUAUAUUUAUGGCUCAUAGUAAUGCUCUUGAAGUAUGCUUCUUAAUUUGAUAUAAUUUUUAAAUAUUCGUUUUUUUAAAAUAGCAUAAUUUUUUUUUCAAUUUGAAAGCCCUACGCAAGGAUAUAGUUCAGGAUUUUUUGGUGGUAAAAUUGUUUUCUCUGGUUUAAAUUAAUGAAAGAAAUUUUAAAUGCCUUUUUGACCUAGCAGUUUUUAAAUUAUUAAAAAUUUCAUAGAAUAUUAAUAAGAAUCGCAGUAAGCACCUGUUUUAAAUUCAGAGAUCAAAAUACUCAUGUCACCAUCUUGUUCUUUCAGAAGCUGGACAAACACCUCUAGGUUAUCCUAAUGCUGUCUUAAAGAUAAGAAAUAAGACCGAAAGAGCUUCUGUAAGUUCAGGGACUUCUGCUUUCCAACUGAGAAAUUGCUUGGGUACUGAAGCAAGAAGAACAAAAAUACUAGCUCAAACAUUACUUUUAUAUAGAGAUGAUUAACAAAAUAUUUUAUUGAUUUAAAACAAUAACAGCUCUCUUGCACUUAAGAAUGGAAUCUAUAUGAUGUUUUAUUUUUGGGGCAUAUAGGCAAAACUAUACACACACACUUAUAUUAAGUAAUGUGUGCAUAAUAUUGCCUUUAAAUAAGUGCACAUAUUUUUGUUAAGCUAAAAAUCUUGUGAAGAAAAUGACUUCUAUAUCACCUUGUUAAAAUUCCUGAGCUUGUUCACUAAUACUAACAAUUAUAUACUGGUAUUUGAAAAUAUUAACAAGUACUAACAAAGCAGUCUCAUAGAUUACUUACUUAUUAUUGAACUUUUAUUAAUCAUUUCACUUUGAACUUUAGUCACCAUUACAUGUAGCUUUAUCAGCUUUUGUACAUGAGAUCCAUAUAGCCCAGAGUAAGGGGAUUGAAAGCGUGCUCUGUCAGAUGUGAAAGUCAUAACAAUCUAAAUUUUCUAGGGAGCUGUAACGUGAGGGAAAAUAAUACAAAAAGAGAAUAAAUAAAUUUCUUAAUGGAUUUUAGGGGGGAGGAAAUUCAGUUGUGCGUCUUUUUUGGUUCCUUUGUAACAUAUUUAUUCAUUUAAGAAAUAAAAUUCAUAUUUUUUCCAUAUUUUUAAAUUCAUCUAAAUUGAGAGUAAGUGUAACACUAAAAUUCAUUUGUUUCCUACCUCUGAUUAGUCUAAUGUAUGGUAAUUACUAUAAGUCCAUUUCAUAAAAAUAUAACAAUGAUUUUGAAAUUAUAUGUAUAGGCAAAAUUAAUACGUUUUUAAUAUAUUAUAUAAUUAUUUUGUAUCCAUAAAGCAUUUUAAAAAAUACUUUUAAACGUGUUUUAUAAAUCCAGUUGGGUUUUAACAGAUGUCUUUAUUGUUAUGUGCUGCAGCGUCAUUCUGACUGAACGUGAACUGUAACAUUUUCACACAAUAAAGAUAAUUUGUUAGUAUGGUA